AUGGAAGCGGAGCCCGAAAACCAGCCCGGUGCUCGUUCUACUCUAUCACCACGAGCGAACAAGUCCGAUCCCAAGCAGAGCUUACAGCACAUUCUUACUUCGUCAGAGCCUCUCGUCAAGACCAAACAUAGGCCCGAUGAUCAGCUGACUCCUAGCGAGCCUGUGAAGCCUGAGACCCCCUCGAAACAGCCAAUCAUAUGGAUUGAUGGAGAUUCAGGACAAGUCGAUGAAAGGGACAAGGACGAGCCAGCGAGUGUUCAGAACGACUCUUACACUCGCGCAGCCGAAUUCAACCCGUCACACACCAUGACCGUCGCCCAUACUCGACGAAAUGCCAAUGGCACCAUCGGCUCUGUGUAUUCGGGAAACAAGAUACGGCAUUUAAAGAAAGAAGAUGGCAUACCUCUUUGGCGGAAAGAUAUACAAUUGAAUUUUCUCGAAUGUGUUUUCGAAGAUAACACUCUGGUCUUUACCAAAGCUUACGAUGGAACGACGGGGCAUACAUUCGCCGACAUCUACGUUGAUGCUAUGGCACGAAGUAGCAAAACAAGCAAGAUACUCAAAGAGAAGCUGCUGGCUGAUCGUGGAGCUGCUAUGCACAUGGCUAUGGUUUGCUUGUUAGUCAACGUGGGCAGAAUGAAUACGACGCUGAAUUUCUUUCCCGAAAUGCGCGCUCAAUUGCGGACAUACCACUCGAUACCUUCACUUCAAGCUAAUCAAGAUCCCAAUGCAUACAAACAGCUUCAAGAUGCUCCCCGCCUCAAAUCAAUCCUCAAGGGCGCUUCCGAAGACGCGAACCAGCCGGGUACAAUUGACAAGAUCAAAGCGCUUCCCAUUCCUCGUACUAAUCCUGUGAACCUCAUCUUCGUCCUCUCUCAAUAUGCUCCUAAAAUAUCAGAAAUCCAUUUCCAUCCGCCGAGAGAUUUUUUCGACCUCGUCAUGCGAUCCACGCUGAGCAGCAAGAGCAGAGCAAGAUGUUUUCUAUGGCUUAUUUGGUUCUACCUCGAGAGCGAUUUUUCCGAAGAGGCGGCUCUGAAGAAUCCAUUUGGGCCAGGGCAGCACGGACCUGAGACGGGCGGCUUGCCGCUCAAAGUUCCUCCAUUCGAGCACUUGACGGAGGCCCAAGCGGAGGCGGAAAACGUUGACACCGAAGAUGAAAAGACCUAUGGGGAGGUGAAGAGGCAGGAAAGGAUCCGCAUCUUACAGGAGGAUGAGACGGUGGGUCCUCCCAUGAAAAAGGCCAAGAAAAAUCCAACGACUGACGAACUGGGUGUCAUUGCAAUCUCGGAUAACGACCCCACCCGCACGCCGUCUCCCACCUCAGCUUUACAAUACAAGCCGCUUGCCAUGGCCUACGACGGCCCUAGCGUAGACAUGAAUGGAGAAGCAGGGGUCCCCUUAUUUGGCCGAUUCCCACCUCCAAAUAGGUCAGAUCCACAGCGUCUGGUCCUCAAAACGCGGAUGGACCCUCAUUCGUCGUCUCCUGUUCCUCCUGGUUCUGGUCACCCAAUUUUGUAUAGUGCAGCUUCUAAUGGGAUGAGUUCACGACGUCCACGCCCAGAAACCUCUCAUCAAAAGGCGGUCAAUAUCAACAGAAAGAUGCGGAUCGAUCACAUCUUACACAAGCAAAUAUUAGCGGAGCAUGACGAGGCUCGACGGGAAAAGAGAAGGGUCAACAGCUCCUUUGGGAUGAUGGUCAUGAAGCGUGUCAGGAAUCUACCGGACAUGUAUGAUACUGACGACGAAUGUUCAUGGGGACCUGGAGGCAUAAUGCCAAAUCCCAACGAAGCUGAAGACUUUGGUGAGGAAGCGCUGGCUUACAAGAAGGCCAUCGAUAGGGCAGUCAGGAGACUGUACAGAGAAGAGAAUAGGGGAGCUUUGGGUGGUUUGAUGGAGGGAUAUCGAAAGCGGAAGAGGAAGUCACGGGGUUAUGCUGACGAUGAAGAAAAAGACAGCCGUUCGAGGAAACGGAGGAGGGACGGUAGUAGCCCGGGUAUGAGGGCAGAUGGAAGCCGCGACGAAGAAAAGCCUGACGAUGAUCUUGACGAUCUGGAUCGCGCUUUACUCGGCGAAGGCGGAGACGACGAUCAGGAUGAAGAGGACAGCGAUGACAGUGAAGGAGAGGAGGGUGACAUAACAGAAGAAGAUAUUUACGAACGAGGCCCAGGGGUCAGCAUUGUCUAG
This is a messenger RNA of Letharia columbiana, 2184 nucleotides long. RefSeq lists its product as uncharacterized. Gene Ontology annotation, cellular component: Ino80 complex. Bases 1 to 2184 code for a protein of 727 amino acids. The transcript has 3 exons. Lineage: Eukaryota; Fungi; Ascomycota; Lecanoromycetes; Lecanorales; Parmeliaceae. The record is from RefSeq and is a predicted model, not a curated record.